Malassezia japonica is the source of this 1110-nucleotide messenger RNA. RefSeq lists its product as uncharacterized. Lineage: Eukaryota; Fungi; Basidiomycota; Malasseziomycetes; Malasseziales; Malasseziaceae. The coding region runs from base 1 to 1110 and encodes 369 amino acids. The transcript has a single exon. The record is from RefSeq and is a predicted model, not a curated record.
AUGAAAAGUGCGCCCUUUUUGCCGUCGCGCGACCUGCCAAGCGUGGGGCGUGCGACGGACGCCGCGUCGAUCCGCCACGGACAGGCAUCCAUUCGGCAGGCCUAUGGACUGGAAGAGUGCGCAGAGCGCUGGGUGUGGGACGGCGAACGCGUUGUAGGCGAGGGCGACGACGCCUUCGAGACGAGCUGCGUCCAGACCUGGCUCCGCGCCGUGAUCCAGUGGGCAUGCCGUGAAGGCGAGAGCGAGAUGGUGGACGAGAGCGCGACGAUGCUAGUGCGUCUUGCAGGACAGUCGGCGGCUGGCGCGCGCGAGUGUAUUUAUCGCUUUUUCUUCGGGGCCGAGCAGCCCCAAGAGGCCGAGGCGGCGGCCGCGUCGGUGCGUCUGCGCGACAUUGCGCUCACGGACGAUGCGCUGGGUGGCCGCACAUGGGGCGCGGCACCGUACUUGGCGCGGCGCCUCAUGCUGCGCUACGAAAAAGACGCGCCGCAGUCCAUCCUCGAGCUCGGCGCUGGCACCGGCCUUGCGGGCCUCGCGCUCGAGGCGUACCUCGCUGCGCAAGGGCGCCGAGCAUCGGUCGUGCUUACGGACCACCACGCCGUGGUCCUCGGCAAUCUGCGGUACAAUGCCGAGCUGAACCGCUCGGCAGCGGACGUCGCGCAGCUCGACUGGCAGCAAGUCUUUCGCGACGUGACGCACGACGAGCAAGAAUACGCAUCCACCGCGCAGACGCUCCCAGAAGCGAAUGCGGCACAGGCAGAAGCGUUCUCCAAGGUCCCGAGCGAUGCACAGUUUGACGCGAUCCUCGCCGCGGACUGCGUGUACGAUCCGGCGCACGCCGCGUGGAUCCGCGCGGUGGCGCUACGGCACCUCGCGCGCACCGCGGUGGGGUGCACGCCCGAGCUACAUAUCCUCUGCCCCCUGCGGCCGACACACGGCGCUGAGAUGCAGUCGAUCUACGAUACCUUUUCCGCCCCCCCGCUCGUGAUCCAGAGCGAAGAAAAUCUCGACGGCUUCGAUGAUUUUGGCCCUGUCACCAUGCGGCAAAAGACGCCGCAGGCCAUGCAAGGCCAGCCUGUCGCUUUUCGGCAUUUCGUCAUAGCGUAUACAUAA